Messenger RNA from Dermatophagoides pteronyssinus (European house dust mite), 3316 nucleotides. RefSeq names its product oxoglutarate dehydrogenase Nc73EF (gene Ogdh). The record is from RefSeq and is a predicted model, not a curated record. Gene Ontology annotation, biological process: tricarboxylic acid cycle. Gene Ontology annotation, molecular function: oxoglutarate dehydrogenase (succinyl-transferring) activity; thiamine pyrophosphate binding. NCBI's taxonomy places the organism in Eukaryota, Metazoa, Arthropoda, Arachnida, Sarcoptiformes, Pyroglyphidae. Gene Ontology annotation, cellular component: mitochondrion; oxoglutarate dehydrogenase complex.
UUGUUUGUUGCUGUUCCGUUGACCAAAUCAUCAAUUUUUUUGUUCGAUUUUUCUGAUUUAUGAUCGCCUACGACGAAUGCAAAUGAUUCUAUAAUUCUGUGCUUCUUUGUGAUUCUUGCUCUAUAUUCCCUCUUAUAUUUUGGCUUUAUUUUUGAAAACAAAAAUUUCCACUAAAGAAAUAACGAAAAAUGUAUCGUGCUGCACUUGCUUUAAAAUCUGGCCAUCAACGUCUAUUGAAUGGCUUGUUUUUGCAACAUGGACGUUUUGGUAUUGUAAUUCAACAACGAUUACAACCAACAUCAUCAACAGGGCCAACAUCACAAUCAGCAACACAAACAGCAAUUGCAACACGUGUUGUACAAGAACCAUUUCUGAAUGGAUCAUCAUCAAUUUAUGUUGAAGAAAUGUAUAAAGCAUGGCUAAAAGAUCCAAAUUCAGUACAUAAAAGUUGGGAUAUAUUUUUUCGUGUUUCGGAAACAGCUGAACCUGGUCAUGCAUAUCGUUCACCAACAAUGCCUGCACCAACAAUAGCAUCAUAUCCAAGUUUAAGUGGACGUACACCAACAACCCAGGCUGAAAUUCGUUCAGCAGUAACAUCAUCCGAUUCAUUACGUGAUAUUGAAGAUCAUUUAUCUGUACAGGCAAUUAUACGAUCAUAUCAGAUUCGUGGUCAUUAUUUUGCUAAGCUUGAUCCACUUGAAAUUAAUGUUACUAAUUUUGAUCGUCAUGGUGCUUGGCUUCGUGUUCAUCAAUUUUCGGAAAAAGAUAUGGAUAGAGUAUUUAAAUUACCAAAUACAACAUUUAUUGGUGGUAAUGAAAGCGUACUACCAUUACGUGAAAUAUUACGUCGUUUAGAAAAUGUUUAUUGUCGUCAUAUUGGUGUUGAAUAUAUGUUCAUAAAUAAUUUGGAACAAUGUCAAUGGAUAAGGCAAAAAUUCGAAACACCCGGUAUAAUGGAUUUAAAUGUUGAAAAAAAGAAAACAUUACUAGCACGUUUAACACGUUCACAUAAAUUUGAAGAAUUUUUAGCAAAAAAAUGGUCAUCGGAAAAACGUUUCGGUCUUGAAGGAUGUGAAGUAUUAAUACCAUCAAUGAAAGAAGUUAUUGAUAAUUCAUCUGUAUUAGGUAUUGAUAGUAUUGUUAUGGGUAUGCCACAUCGUGGACGAUUAAAUGUUUUAGCAAAUGUUUGUCGUAAACCAUUGGAACAGAUUUUUGCUCAAUUUAAUAGUUUAGAACCAGCUGAUGAGGGUUCUGGUGAUGUAAAAUAUCAUUUAGGAAUGUCACAUGAACGUUUGAAUCGUAAAAGUAAUCGUAAUAUUAAAUUAGCAUUGGUUGCAAAUCCAUCGCAUUUAGAAGCAGUUGAUCCGGUUGUUCAAGGUAAAACACGUGCUGAACAAUUUUAUUUGGGUGAUGUACAAGGAAAAAAAGUUAUGAGUAUAUUAUUACAUGGUGAUGCUGCAUUUGCUGGACAAGGUGUUGUUUAUGAAACAUUUCAUCUGUCUGAAUUACCUGAUUAUUCAACACAUGGUACUGUUCAUAUUGUUGUUAAUAAUCAAAUUGGUUUUACAACUGAUCCACGUGAAGCUCGGUCAUCACCAUAUUGUACGGAUGUUGCACGUGUUGUAAAUGCACCAAUAUUUCAUGUUAAUGCUGAUGAUCCUGAAGCAGUUGUACAUGUUAGUAAAGUUGCUGCUGAAUGGCGUGCAAAAUUUGGUAAAGAUGUUGUUAUCGAUUUAGUUUGUUAUCGUCGUAAUGGUCAUAAUGAAAUUGAUGAACCAAUGUUUACACAACCAUUAAUGUAUACAAAAAUUCGUAGUACAACACCGGCCGUACAUAAAUAUGCAAAAAAAUUAAUAUCAGAAAAUGUUGUAACCGAAGAUUAUGUUAAACAAUUAUGGGAAAAAUAUGAUAAUAUUUUAACUGAAGCAUAUAAAAAUACUGAAAAAGAAGUUAAAAUGUAUAAUCGUGAUUGGUUAGAUUCACCAUGGCAUGGUUUUUUCGGUACCCGACCUGAACAUAAAUGUGAUCCAACCGGUGUGGAUGAAGAAACAAUAAAUCAUAUUGGUACGAAAUUUUCAACACCACCACCUGAUCCAUUUAAAAUUCAUCCCGGUUUAAAGCGAAUAUUAAAAGCACGUAUGGAAAUGGUUAAUAAUCGUCAAAUUGAUUGGGCAUUAGCUGAAGCAUUAGCAUUUGGUUCAUUAUUAAAAGAAGGUAUACAUGUACGUUUAAGUGGUCAAGAUGUUGAACGUGGUACAUUUAGUCAUCGUCAUCAUGUUUUACAUCAUCAAACAAUGGAUAAAUCAACAUAUCGUCCAUUAUGCCAUCUAUAUCCUGAUCAAGCACCAUAUACUGUUUGUAAUAGUUCAUUAUCUGAAUAUGGUGUUUUAGGAUUUGAACUUGGUUUUUCAAUGACCAAUCCAAAUGCAUUGGUUAUGUGGGAAGCACAAUUUGGUGAUUUUAAUAAUACAGCACAAUGUAUUAUUGAUCAAUUUAUUUGUAGUGGUCAGGCUAAAUGGGUUAGACAAAGUGGCCUGGUUUUAUUAUUACCACAUGGUAUGGAAGGUAUGGGUCCGGAACAUUCAUCUGCACGACCGGAAAGAUUUUUACAAUUAUGUGCUGUUGAUUCGGAUGAAUUUCCGGUUAUUGAUGAUUAUUUUCCAUUAAAACAAUUACAUGAUAUGAAUAUGAUUGUUGCUAAUUGUAGUACACCUGCAAAUAUGUUUCAUAUAUUACGUAGACAGAUUGCCUUACCUUUCCGUAAACCGUUGGUUGUAUUUACACCAAAAUCAUUAUUAAGACAUCCACAAUGUAAAUCAGGUUUUGAUGAAUUAUUACCAGGAACAGAAUUUCGUCGUUUAUAUCCGGAUGAAACUGAACCAAUCAAAUCAAAUCCAUCUGGUGUAAAACGUAUAAUAUUAUGUACUGGUAAAGUUUAUUAUGAAUUAUUAAAAGAACGACAACAACGUGGAUUAGAUGAUAAGGUUGCUAUUGUACGUAUUGAACAAUUAUGUCCAUUUCCAUUUGAUUUAUUACGUGAUGAAUUAUCAAAAUAUCCGGAUGCUGAUCUUAUUUGGACACAAGAAGAACAUAAAAAUCAAGGUUAUUGGUCACAUGUACAACCAUUAAUACAGACAACAUUAAAACAUUUAAAUAUGGAAUCGAAAAAUUUUAACUAUGCUGGACGUGCAGUAUCAGCAUCACCGGCUACCGGCAAUAAACAUAUACAUAAAAAAGAGAUUGAAAAAUUAUUUGCCGAUUCAUUUUCUGGUUUGUAAUAACACUAAACAUCAACAAUAACAACAACAACAACAAA